Molecule: messenger RNA, 3389 nt
Organism: Paramormyrops kingsleyae
Lineage: Eukaryota; Metazoa; Chordata; Actinopteri; Osteoglossiformes; Mormyridae
Gene: nlk2
Product: nemo-like kinase, type 2
Biological process (GO): protein phosphorylation
Molecular function (GO): ATP binding; MAP kinase activity
Source: RefSeq, a predicted model, not a curated record
UCACGCCAGGGACGGCCCGGUACCCGAGAAGCUGGGGUUGCGCGUGCCCCUUCCUAGGUCCUGGCAGCACCAUCCGGCCGAGGGGUGUCGUCAGUCCACCCGCUUGUUUUCGAUCACGGAGAAGCCGGUGCGGGUGUUUUAUUUUUGUUUCCAUCUUAAUUUUCUUAAUUUCGCACUUAUGUCGGCGGUGUGUAUGGUGACAAAGCGGCGAGCGAGCUAACGAGCGACCAUCCCCUCCCCAGACCCGAUGGAAAAAAAUAAGUUGACCGAUCGAUCCUGGGGAAGAAGAGUUCGUUUUCCGCGCUCCGGGAGGAAGGAUAGCGAGUGCUGGUCAAAAUGAUCCGGAUUUCUGCAAGCAGACAGCUGCGGGGAUUGUGACAUUUUUUACAGGUGGCCUGAGAGCCGGCGUUCAUCGGUAAAACGGCGACCGCGACGCGCGCAGACAUCCUCCCCAUCUUUCACGCGUUUGUGUUUUGGCCAGGCAUCGUUUCUGCACCGUCCGGGCACCGUACGCUUUGAGCUUUUUGUCACACGCCAGGCGAUUUUUUUGUCUCCAUCGUUUGCUGGCUUUUUGACCCUUAAAAAUAAUUUUUAAAAAAAACAACAACAAUAUUUCAGCUGUCUCGACGGCAGCGAUUCACCCUCGGCAACUUCUGCAAAACUGCGCGCGGCACCGACGGCGGGCGGGCAGCGGCAGCGCGGGGUUUGACAAGAAGGCAAACAUGGGGAAAUGUAAAAGAUGAGCGUCUGAUCGUCCGGAUCCGGGCUCUCGUUUUCACUGCAGAAGCCAGAGAAACCAGACGAGUUUCGCCGGCGGAGAGGGGGGAGGUCCGCUGCUUUCCAACAUGAAGGAGGUCUAGGGCCGUGGAGUAUUUAUUUAUUGAGGGGGGAGCCGGGUGUGUUUUCUGUCGCAUCUAUAUUUCCCCAUUUUUUUUAUUUUACUUUUUUUUUUUUAAUAGGCUGGGGAUAUUAUGCAUUUAUACAGUCUUGAUCGCGGCGGCGGCAUUUAAUGCAUAAAUAUUGUCCCCGUAAAAAUAAGGUAAAGGUAGGAAGUAGGUCAGAUGGUUGAAAUGAUGGGGCUGGCGCAUCAGCGGGAGUGAGGGCAUCUCACACAAUGAUGACAGUUGCCACGUUUGUUUGAUUUUAUAUUUUGGCAUGCAUUUAGUUUUUAAUUAUUAUUAUUAUUAUUAUUAUUAUUAUUGUGUGCCAGGCCUUUUGUAGCCAAAUGACCGUUCGACAGCCACCUGCCUAGGUCCCGUCUCCCUCGCCACUCUCCAUCUUUCUUUCUUCGCUUGUAAAAUCUCUGAGGGGGAUACAUUUUACUCCUCACCCUCGCUUUGUCGGGUGGAUGGCCCUGUGCGGGACCACGGCUAGCAACGCCGCCAAGAUGAUGGCCGCGUAUAACGGGGGCGCCUCGGCCGUGGCGGCGCACCAUCCGCACCACCACCACCAGCUGCCGCAUCUCCCGCCGCCCCAUCUCCACCACCACCACCAUCACCCGGGCCAGCAUCAUCUGCAGCAGCAGCAUCCCCCAGGCUCGGCGGCCGCUGUGCACCCGGUCCAGCAGCACGCCUCCACGGCCGCCGCGGCUGCAGCGGCCGCCGCCGCCGCGGCCGUCAUGCUGAACCCGAGCCAGCAGCAGCCCUACUUCCCGUCGCCAGCUCCCGGACAGGCCCCUGGACCGGCGGCGGCUGCAGCUCCGGCCCAGGUCCAAGCCGCGGCGGCCGCGGCCGUCAAAGCUCACCAUCACCACCACCACCAGCACCAGCACUCGCACCACUUGCAGCAGCAGCAGCUGGACGUGGAGCCCGACAGGCCGAUCGGAUACGGAGCUUUCGGCGUCGUAUGGUCAGUGACAGACCCCAGAGAUGGGAAGCGCGUCGCCCUCAAAAAGAUGCCCAACGUCUUCCAGAACCUUGUCUCCUGCAAGAGGGUCUUCCGUGAGCUGAAGAUGCUCUGCUUCUUCAAGCACGACAACGUCCUCUCGGCGCUGGAUAUCCUGCAGCCCCCCCACAUCGACUACUUUGAGGAGAUCUACGUGGUCACGGAGCUGAUGCAGAGCGACCUUCACAAGAUCAUCGUGUCACCGCAGCCUCUCAGCUCUGACCAUGUCAAGGUCUUCCUCUACCAGAUCCUGCGAGGGCUAAAAUACCUGCACUCAGCUGGCAUCCUGCACAGAGACAUUAAACCUGGCAACCUCCUGGUGAACAGCAACUGCGUGCUUAAGAUCUGCGAUUUUGGUUUGGCCCGGGUGGAGGAGCUGGACGAGUCACGGCACAUGACUCAGGAGGUGGUCACCCAGUACUACCGGGCCCCGGAGAUCCUCAUGGGCAGCCGGCAUUACUCCAAUGCCAUCGACAUCUGGUCCGUGGGCUGCAUUUUCGCCGAACUCCUGGGCCGGCGGAUCCUCUUUCAGGCCCAGAGUCCCAUCCAGCAGCUGGAUCUGAUCACAGAACUGCUGGGGACGCCAUCGCUGGAGGCCAUGAGGACGGCCUGUGAAGGGGCCAGGGCUCAUAUCCUCAGGGGACCCCAUAAACAGCCAUCACUUCCUGUCUUGUACACCCUGUCCAGCCAGGCCACCCAUGAAGCAGUGCACCUCCUGUGCAGAAUGCUUGUGUUCGACCCGUCGAAGCGGAUCUCUGCCAAGGACGCGCUGGCACACCCGUACCUGGAUGAGGGCCGACUGCGUUACCACACCUGCAUGUGCAAGUGCUGCUGCUCCACGUCCUCCGGGCGCGUCUACACCAGCGACUUCGAGCCCGUCACCAACCCCAAGUUCGAUGACGGCUUCGAGAAGAACCUCACCUCCGUGCGGCAGGUGAAAGAGAUCAUCCAUCAGUUCAUCCUGGAGCAGCAGAAGGGUAACAGAGUGCCUCUGUGCAUCAACCCACAGUCUGCAGCCUUCAAGAGCUUCAUCAGCUCCACGGUGGCCCAGCCGUCAGAGAUGCCCCCGUCCCCCUUGGUGUGGGAGUAGCUCUGGUGGAUGUCCAGCACACCUCUCCCACGCGCCCGACUACUGAGGAACUAGGAGUCCGAAAACCUACGUAGCAUUUCACUGGAGUCUAGGACUAGCUGUGUCGAUAGUGUGUACUGUAACCUUAACUAAUGAAGUUUUCAAAGAAUCAACCACUGCUGUGUGCGGGCAGGGCCGGGGCCCGGGGCCCCCGGCGGGGCCAUAUGCACGCGCGUGCACUCGGACGUCCGGGCUGGCGCUGGGCCGUGGCGGCGGUGCCAAUCACGUGCCCGCGUGGUCAGCAGCAGAAGUGGGCAACCGCCGGGGUCUCAGAAUGUACCGGCAAGGGCGGGGCUGGGAGGCGAUGCUCACGUGGCCCCCGGCAAGGAGGCGUGGAACACAAUACCCAACCACCCCCCCCCCCCCCCAUGAUGCU